Messenger RNA from Homarus americanus (American lobster), 2308 nucleotides. RefSeq names its product G patch domain-containing protein 3-like. Gene Ontology annotation, molecular function: nucleic acid binding. The transcript has 8 exons. Bases 256 to 2226 code for a protein of 656 amino acids. NCBI's taxonomy places the organism in Eukaryota, Metazoa, Arthropoda, Malacostraca, Decapoda, Nephropidae. Gene Ontology annotation, biological process: negative regulation of RIG-I signaling pathway; positive regulation of DNA-templated transcription; negative regulation of type I interferon production. The record is from RefSeq and is a predicted model, not a curated record.
UCUUAAUGUCAACAAACAAUUACUCUGCGGGUGGACGAUAAUGAUCUUUUUAGGAACUGGAAGUAGAUGAAUAAAACGGCAAUAUAAUCGCUGUAAUAAUCCACCUAGUAUAAUAAAGGAAAAACUUACGUGAACAAAGUUUUGGUAUCACCGCAUAAUGAUAUUCAAUGUCUCUUUAAGUGUCGUAUAUUAAUGAGAAAAUGUGAAACGUAAGACCAACGUUGUCAGUGAAGUAAAGUGAAGGUUCAGGAGAAGAUGCAUCUUGUGGUCACCAAUAUACCGUCAUCAUUUCGAUCAUCUGAUUUGAGGAAUUUCUUCUCUGAAUAUGUUGAAAAAGAGACAUUCUCCUGCUUCCACUUCCGUCAUCGUCCACAAUCUCACCUCUCACAGCUGCUGAAGGAUUGUGCCUCAUCUGUACCCAAGGCUGAAGCUGACUUGACUUCCAGCAGCACAAGUUCAUCAUCUACAACCAACUUGAAAGGAAAUAAAACACAUCAGGAGGACGGCAGUGAAACGCAACAGGAGGACGGCAGUGAGAAAAAUGUUGAGACAAAUUUAAUUCUAGAGGAGUCAGUAGCCAGAGACAGUGAAGACGAUGGUUGUGGUGUGGCUGCAAAGACACAUUGGUUGAAUUCAGGACUGUCUGGUCUCUCAACACUGAUAAGUGAAAAAAAGCAAAGGGCCAAAACAGACAUGAAGCAGAAUUUACAGGCUAUAUACAAAAGAGAACAGCCUGUUUGUCGUAGUGAAAUAAAAGACAAUAGUAUGUUAAAAGAACACGGUGUUAGUGAAGGUAGUCAGCCAUCGCCGUCACAAGAGGAUGACGUGGUUCUGACAGAACGUUCAGAAGCAGACAAGAGAACUUGUUGCAUCUUAAACAUAAAAGACAAAUAUGUGGAAAAAUUUAUUGUUAAAUAUAAUAAAAAACAUUGGGUUGACCGUGCUGGUGAUGUACUAGUAGCAAGAUGCUUCAUAUUUAGGAUCAACUUUGUUAAAAAUAUAAAUCAUGGUGAAAACUACAAGACAAGAAGACAGUUGGAUUCAGAAAGUCUCUCUGUGGACACGUCACUGGACUUGAUUGAGUUUUGUCCUCCUCCCAUCAUGCCACAGGGGAAUGUUGGCACUCCAACCUCCUACUUCAAGAAUCUGAUUAGGACGUGUCAGUUACCAGGAACCAUAAUUAAAAAACUUGGUUUGGAAUUUCCAAAAAGCAGAGGACAGAAGCGGUUUAGUCAGGUGCCAUUCAACUAUGGGACAAGUGUAACCAAGAGAGAGAUGGGCAAAGAUGCCGAAGGUAUCACUUUCACAGCUGCCGGUGAUCUUAUACCAACCUCGGCUGACUUCACAAAACCGAGAAGGAAGAAGAAAGAGAGAAAGCAGAGAAUUAAAGGACCAAAAAUUGAGUUAGAAAGUGAAAGAGAGGAUGGUGCUGAAAUAGAGGAGUGGGAACGUUACGAAGCCUUUCAUGAUGAUGUAACGAGCCAAGACCGUAUAAAGGAGCGACUUUACGAGAAAGAAAUAGAGUUAGUGUGGGAGAAAGGAGGACCAGGACUUGUUUUCUAUACAGAUGCUCAAUACUGGAGAGAACAGGAAGGCGACUUCGAUGAACAGACAGCUGACGAGUGGGAUGUUGAUAUGUCUGUCUACUACGAGGAAGGUGCUGGUGAUCGUGAUGCUCAAGAUAGUGUUGCAAUGUUGCACAGUCAUAAACUUAGGUCGGGGAAACUUAGUCAUUCAGCCUUCACAAAAACUGGCUGUCAGAAUGAAAGAGAGAGAAAAUUGAAGAACACAUCAUCGUCAUCAGCAAGAAGUCGGAAAAUUGGACCUGCAGCACCACCACCAAUAGGAAAGUUUGAAGCACACACUCUUGGAUUUGGUCGCCGACUGUUGGAAGCACAGGGUUGGCAGGAUGGCCAGGGAUUAGGAAAGGAUGCUGUGGGCCUCCCCUAUGCUUUGGACAAUGAUGGACAACAUCCUCAUGAUAAAAAAGGAUUUGGUUACUAUGGCAAAAAACUUCAAGGUUGGGGACAGACUUCUGCAACUAUACGACAACAGUCACAAAGACCUCAACGGCAACAGAGAAAUGAUAUCCACAUAUCUACUGUGUUUGACCGUCCCCAGGAAGAGGAUCCUCCUCCACCCACUCUCCGCACCCAUGAACCCACUACUCUCACUCAUCGUCACAAUUACGUUUCUUUUAAUAAAGCCUCAGAUUCAAAGUUAUAGUUAUAUAAUGUCAGUAUAUUUUUUGUAUAUAAUUUGCCUGUACAGUAUAUGUAAAUAAUAGUAAAACUAUUGGUUGGUUGUC